GCAGGGUUGUUUGUGCAACCUCGGCGGAGGCAGUGACCCACAGUGAUUCGGCCGCCGCGCCGGGGGGUGGGGGGGCUGCGCGGGACUCUUUUUUUUCUGACUGACCGCGGGGCAGCUGGGGAGUAUGUCGACCCCGGCCCGGAGGAGACUUAUGCGGGAUUUCAAGCGAUUGCAAGAGGACCCACCUGUGGGUGUCAGUGGCGCACCAUCUGAAAACAACAUCAUGCAGUGGAAUGCAGUUAUAUUUGGCCCAGAAGGGACACCCUUUGAAGAUGGUACUUUUAAACUAGUAAUAGAAUUUUCUGAAGAAUAUCCAAAUAAACCGCCAACUGUUAGGUUUUUAUCCAAAAUGUUUCAUCCAAACGUGUAUGCUGAUGGUAGCAUAUGUUUAGAUAUCCUUCAGAAUAGAUGGAGUCCAACAUACGAUGUAUCUUCUAUCUUAACAUCAAUUCAGUCUCUGCUGGAUGAACCAAAUCCAAAUAGUCCAGCCAAUAGCCAGGCAGCACAGCUUUAUCAGGAAAACAAACGAGAAUAUGAGAAAAGAGUUUCGGCCAUUGUUGAACAAAGUUGGAAUGAUUCAUAAUAGACAACUGGUCUGUUAAUCUUUUUCAUCAUUGUUGUGUAUAAUUUACCUCUCAGUAGAAAGGCUAACGAAUUUUAAGUGCCACAGGUUUUAAGGAUUCUGCAGAAAAAAAAAAAGUCCUUCGGUUUAGAACCUACAAAAGCUUGUGUAUCUUGAUUAAUGUACUUUUUAUUGCAUGGUGUGAACUAAGUUAUUGCUUACAUAAAUUUGUAAUAUAUCCUGUUUGUAUUUUUUUCCAAGUGUAUAAUGUUGGUGUGGAGUUUUCAUGACAGAAUAUACACAUUUUGUAAAUCUGUACUUUUUUCAAAUAUUGAAUGCCUUAUUUUUGAAUUCUUUAGAUUUUUAAAUUGGAGAAAAGCACUUAAAGUUUUUUAUAUAUGAAUAUUACAUGUAAAGCUGUUAAAAUACAUAACUUCAGUGCAAGAGACUUUGUCACUUAUUUCCUUAUCUGAGUAGGAGGGGUUAAUAAGUCUCUAGCUCUCCAUCAAUUGAUAGUUUCAUUUCUAAUUUCAAAAGAAGAGAUUUAUAUUUUAUCAAGAAAUUCUUCAAACUUGAUUCUAAACACCAAUUAUAAUCUCACUUUAUUUUGAAUGUACCUAUAUUAGUUUCAGUUGAGCAAUUACAGACAUAAUUGGUUUGAUUCUGUCCAACUCUGUAUUUAGGCCACUUGUUACUGUUUCUUCAUGCAUUACUUACUGUUAAACUCUACCUUUUGGGAUUUCACAAUUUGCACCUCUACCAUGAAGAGAGAGCUGAUGCAAGUUAUUUUGCUGCUUGAUAGCACUUUAAAAGAUUUUUGAUCAUGAAAAAAGUAAACCGUCAACAUUUACCAAAAACUCAUGCCCCACUAUUAACAAUAAAUAACAACUUGUUGCAUUGGUUUGAACAAGGCAGAUAUUUGGAAGGAAUCUUGGUGUAAUUUAAAUAUUUGAAAACUGCCUUUUAAUGCAGUUGCCUAUCUUUUUAUUCUGGAAAAAUGUUUCAACACCAGGGCCUGCUGAGUUACUUUCUCUUGUGGAGAUUUUUUUUUUUUUUUUAAUCUCCAAAGUUGUAUAAAAGUUGUACUGUAUUUUAGUUUACUGGAUUAGCAAAACACAGUAUUGAAGAAAGCCAAUAACAAAGCUAUCCUAUGCCUUCAAAUAGUAUAGAAAAUGGAAAAUAUACAAGUAAAUUCUGUUGAA
This is a messenger RNA of Kogia breviceps (pygmy sperm whale), 1764 nucleotides long. RefSeq names its product ubiquitin conjugating enzyme E2 B (gene UBE2B). Gene Ontology annotation, cellular component: HULC complex. Gene Ontology annotation, molecular function: ubiquitin conjugating enzyme activity. The record is from RefSeq and is a predicted model, not a curated record. NCBI's taxonomy places the organism in Eukaryota, Metazoa, Chordata, Mammalia, Artiodactyla, Physeteridae. Gene Ontology annotation, biological process: protein polyubiquitination; proteasome-mediated ubiquitin-dependent protein catabolic process; DNA repair.